Fusarium venenatum is the source of this 651-nucleotide messenger RNA. RefSeq lists its product as uncharacterized. The record is from RefSeq and is a predicted model, not a curated record. NCBI's taxonomy places the organism in Eukaryota, Fungi, Ascomycota, Sordariomycetes, Hypocreales, Nectriaceae.
AUGUCUCUAAAGCGAAAGAAAGUCGACGAAGCUGAAGAUGUCCCUAAUGAGUCGGGCAAGAGCGACGCUGAGCUUUCUAUCUCUUCUCUUCUCCAGCAGGCGCUUGACACUCUCAUUCGCCUCGAACCCCAGCAGAAGCAGCUGGAGCUUGCCCGCGAGAGGGAGAGGGAGGAUCUGAAGCGCGAGUGCCAACGUCUUCGCUCAGAGAAUCAAGAACUACAGUCCCAAAUCGACUCCUCUCGUCCUGAAAACACCAAACCUACAGCACCAGGUGCACCUCUAUCAGGCACGCCCAUCGUCAAAGCUGGGACCGCAUUUGGAUUUCUGUCUUGUGAAUUCGAACAGGUCGCCAAGAAUGCUCUCGAAUUCGAUAUCAACGGCAUCACUACCAGGGAAAUUGGAGUCCUCUGCCAGGUACUUCACGCCGAGUCUUGCCGUAACAACCUAAAGCGCUUCAUGCAAGCUCAGGCCUGCGUUACCACAACGCAUCACCAUUGCCUCAGGAAAGUUGGCAAUGGUAGCAUGGCAGCGUCGCUCUUAGCUAUGCCAACUAAUACCACUUGCCCUUGGUGCCAAUAUUACAGGGUUGAUUGUGUUUGGAUCGUAAGGAAAAUGGAGAAAUGGUUCAUUGGGAGCGGUACGCCUAUCUAG